This is a messenger RNA of Paecilomyces variotii, 1713 nucleotides long. RefSeq names its product C6 zinc finger domain protein. Gene Ontology annotation, biological process: positive regulation of transcription by RNA polymerase II. Gene Ontology annotation, molecular function: DNA-binding transcription factor activity, RNA polymerase II-specific; transcription cis-regulatory region binding; zinc ion binding. Gene Ontology annotation, cellular component: nucleus. Lineage: Eukaryota; Fungi; Ascomycota; Eurotiomycetes; Eurotiales; Thermoascaceae. The record is from RefSeq and is a predicted model, not a curated record. Bases 1 to 1713 code for a protein of 570 amino acids. The transcript has 2 exons.
AUGCCUCGAAAAAGGAGUGCAGACCGUAUCGGCCCCCUGAAAACGCGGUCACGCAGCGGCUGCCAGCAAUGCCGCAGCAGCAAGGUCAAGUGCGAUGAGAGAUUGCCACACUGCACCCGUUGCUGGGAACGCGGCCUGCAGUGCCAGAGAGGCGUGUCAUUGAAAUGGGAAUCAGAGUACUUGAGUCGUGGUUUAACGUUUGGGAGAGCAGGCGUGUGGAAGAAGGGUCAGGAUCAGCAUGGGGAAUUCGCUGCUGAUACGUCAAUAUCAUCAACAUCGCCAACGCUGUCAACGACGACUCUGUACUCGGAUGAGUGCCAUGAAUGGCUUCCUGUACCGCGGGUAUAUGGAUGGAGCUUUAUCAACUCGGAUUAUGCUACGUUUGAGCAGCCGCGUGCUGUUUCUAUUCCAACUAGUCCUUUGACGUAUCAAAUUGAUAGGUCGAAGGAUGAGGGUGGAUGUUUAGUGGCGGUUAAAUGCAGCGAGAGGCCGAGGAGAUCUCUCUCUAUCUUCCCAGAACUCUCUGGAACGAAACAUGCCCAGCUUUUCGACUAUUACUUUCAAGCGGUGUGUCCUCGUACCACACCCAGUCAGAAAGAACCGUCUCCUUUCGCCGCGCUCAUUCUUCCAUUCUCGACAGUAGCAUCGCAGACCCUGGUCAAAGCGAUACAGGCACUGGGUGCGUGUCACUGGUCGAAGUCUGACUCGAAAUUAUCUGCGGUUGGUCUUCGCUUCAAAUCGGCUGUGCUCAAGGAACUUCGUCACAAGCUCGCCACAGAAGGGCCUUUGAAAUGCUCAAUGGAUACGGAAAUCCUUGUCAUUAUGAUGAUGCUCUGCUUGUAUGAGAUUGUGGAUGACUGCGAUCAGCGCUGGACUGUGCACCUGCGCGGAGCCAAAGACCUUGUUGCCUUUCGAAGACAAAGGGAAUCUAUGUGGCCGUCGCCUAGUAUACGCGGCGAGUUAGAUUCCUUUUCCGAGGGUUUCUUUGCGUUCCAAGAUAUAAUCGGCCGCACCGCAUGCGGCGAGACUGCAGUCUUUGGCGCAGACUACUGGCGAGGAGAUGAGCAGCAGAUUAACGUCUGGAUGGGAUGCAGUCCAGAGUUGGUCUCAAUUCUUUCCAUGAUAACUGAGCUGAGCCGGUCGAGACGGAGGAAUAUGAGUGAUGAUGAUGGCUCCUCUUUCUUUCUACCGGCUGCUUCUUUGGAGAACCGCCUCGACCAUCUUCAACAGCUGGCGGCCGAUCCUACUGAUAUUACCCUGAUUGCUGCUGCUGAUCUCAAGCGCCAGGCGGCGAUAUUAUACCUACACUGUGCCCUAUACGGUGCCUCUCCAUCGACUUCGCUGGUCAUACAGCUCGUUUGCGAGAUCUUGAACAGAGUAUCUGAGCUCAUUGACCAGGGUAUCGUGGCCAGCAUGACUUGGCCAGUUUUCGUAGCUGCGGUAGAACUCGACCCACUGAAUGACGACAUUGGAAGGGAUACCACUGGUCUACCAAUUUCUGGACGGGCUCUUGUUCUGCGUGCCUUGGAAGCGAUGGCCGGGUCUGCUGUCACUAAUGUCACUCGUACGCGGGUAGUCAUAUCGAAGGUCUGGCAGAUGCGGGAUAUGAACACCGCCGGGACAGGUUUACACGAUUUGGGAGAAGAUACGUCGCAUCUAAAUGAUUGGGAACGGUAUGUUGCUCCUGUGAGCAACGCAAUGAGUCUAGCAUGA